This is a messenger RNA of Cordyceps fumosorosea ARSEF 2679, 1464 nucleotides long. RefSeq names its product Argininosuccinate lyase. The record is from RefSeq and is a predicted model, not a curated record. Gene Ontology annotation, molecular function: argininosuccinate lyase activity. Lineage: Eukaryota; Fungi; Ascomycota; Sordariomycetes; Hypocreales; Cordycipitaceae. Gene Ontology annotation, cellular component: cytosol. The transcript has a single exon. The coding region runs from base 1 to 1464 and encodes 487 amino acids.
AUGAAUAGCAACAGCACGCCUUUCCAGGUCUACCACUCAUGGCCCUCUCAAAAGUCCGAGUGUAAACAGUUUGACGACUUCUGCUGGAUCGACCUGGCCCACGUGGUCAUGCUGGUCGAGCAGAAGACGGUUGACAGGGCCGUUGGUCAGAAGCUGCUACCCGCCCUGCAAGAGAUCCGAGCACAGGGCUAUAACAGACUCCCCAUCGAUCCGUUCAAGGAGAGCCUCCUGUACCAGGUCGAGUCCGCCCUCGGCCAGAAGCUCGGGGACCACGUCGCCGGGGCGCUGCACACGGCACGCAGCCGCAUCGACCAGCGCGCCACCGUCAGUCGCAUGUACUACCGAAGGAUGCUGCUGCAAGUCAUGGACCACAUCUGCCAGUUCCAGGAGCGCAUCGUCGAGGCCGCGCAGGAGCACGCAUCCCAGAUCAUCCCCUACCACACCCACAUGCAGCAGGCCCAACCCGGCAACUUCGCCCACUACCUGCUCUCCUUCGCCGCCAAGCUGCAGGAGGACUUUGAGCGGUGCCAGGAGGCCUACGCACGCGUCAACCGCAGCCCCCUGGGUACCGUCGGCCGCAGCGGAACCGGCCUGCGCAUCGACCGCGAGCGCACCGCGCGGCUGCUGGGCUUCGACGGCUGCGUGCGGCACUCGCUGCUGGGCAAGGACGCCGACUUUGCCGGCGACGUGCUCGCGGCGCUCUCCUUCGUCAUGUGCCACCUCAACGACUUCGCCACCGACCUGCACCUCUGGUCCUCCAACGAGUUUGGCUUCGUGCGUCUGCCCGACGCCUUUUGCGGCACCAGCAGCGUCUUCCCGCAGAAGCGCAACCCGGUCACCCUCGAGGCCAUCAAGCUGGCCGCCGGGCCGAGCGUCGCCUGGCUGACCUCUGCGCUGGCCACUUUCCGUGGCGCGGGGACCGGUGAUCACCGCGCGCGCGGCGUCCCCGCGCACCUGGACCACGCGCUCGAGACUACCGCGGACAUGCUGGCGCUCGCGGGGCUGGUCGCCGCGGCGGUGCGCGUCGACGAGGAGCGAGUCGCGGAGGUGCUCGCGGCCAGCUGGUCGACGACGAGCAACCUGGCCGACUUCCUGAUGCAGCACCGAGGCCUGAGCAUCCGCCAGGCGCACGGCGUGGUGGCGCGCCUGGUGCGCGCGUGUCGCGAGGAGGGGCUCGAGAGGGUGCAGGUCACGCCGGCGAUGCUCGAGGAGGCGAGCCUGGUCUCGCUGGGGGAGCCCGUCCAGGUGAGCGAGGAGGAGCUGCACGAGGCGCUGGACCCGGAGAGCUUCGUCAAGACGCGCACCAGCGCCGGCAGCGUUGGCCCGGCCGAGGUUGAGGGCCUCACGGAGCUGGCGCAGGACAUGCUCUCGGACAAUCGGCGCUGGGUGAUGGAAUGCCGCAGCAAGCAUUUGAGAGCGGAGACGAUGCUCACCGAGGCCAUUUCAGCUGUGCUGAAGGAUUGA